This is a messenger RNA of Myotis lucifugus (little brown bat), 5404 nucleotides long. RefSeq names its product phospholipase B1 (gene PLB1). Bases 1 to 4368 code for a protein of 1455 amino acids. Gene Ontology annotation, cellular component: brush border membrane. Gene Ontology annotation, molecular function: retinyl-palmitate esterase activity; phosphatidylcholine lysophospholipase A1 activity; A2-type glycerophospholipase activity. The transcript has 59 exons. NCBI's taxonomy places the organism in Eukaryota, Metazoa, Chordata, Mammalia, Chiroptera, Vespertilionidae. Gene Ontology annotation, biological process: phospholipid metabolic process. The record is from RefSeq and is a predicted model, not a curated record.
AUGGGGCCGCGGCCACACGCUCUCCUGCUGGGGCUGCUCCUGCUUCUGGGGCCAGGGACCACCCAGGCCCAUUCCUUCUCUGGAGAAAAUGCAUUGGAAGAGCAGCUAUGGCCAGAGUUGCAAAGCCUGAAGAAUGUUCCAUUUGUGUGCAACCCAAAGAAGCCAGGACCCAACGUGCCUUCGGAGUCAGUCCACUCUCUGAGACCUUCUGAUAUUAAAUUCGUGGCAGCCAUUGGCAAUGUGGGAACUCUCCCAGACCCGGGGAUGGCCGGUGCGGAGAAGCAGCCAUGGGUUAGGAGGAGGCCACAGCAGGCGUGCAUGGGAGUGGUGACAGUCCUUUCAGACAUCAUCAAACACUUCAAUCCCUCUGUUCUGAGGCCUGUGUGCACCCCUGGGAGGAAAGUGAUACCCCACAUUGGUGCUGAAGACUUGUGGAUUCAGGCAAAGGAACUGGUGAGGAGCAUGAAAAAGAACCAGGAACUUGACUUUCAAAAUGACUGGAAGCUAAUCAAUGUGUUCUUCAGUAACGCAAACCAGUGUCACCUGUGUCCCUCCACCCAACAGCACAGGCAUGUGACAGGCAGCAUGGCCAAGCUGACCAGGAUGCUGGACUACCUGCUGCAGGAGGUCCCCAGAGCAUUUGUGAACCUGGUGGACGUCUCUCUGCGGCACCAGGGGACCCAGCUCAGCCUCGCAGCAGAGCCCUGCAGGUGCUCGGGGGACACCUCAAAGCUGUCCCGGGUUGUGACACAGUGGUCCUAUCAGGAAAGCUGGGACAGUCUCCUGGCCUCCAGCAGGUACAACCAGCAGGAGUCCUUCUCGGUGGUGUUCCAGCCCUUCUUCUACGAGGCGGCCCUGUCACCACACUCGGGGGUAUGGCCACACCUGGACUCCACCACCCUCGCCUUGAAUCUCUGGAACAUCAUGAUGGAGCCCACGGGACAGAAAGAUGAGCCGCUCAGGGCAGAUGAGGGCUGGCCCAUGAAAUGUCCCUCUCAGGAAAAUCCAUAUCUGUUCACCUAUAAAAACAGCAACUACCUCCCAAGGUCCCAUGAGAAGCUUGAGGCGAGAGAUGGAACGGAGAUCAGGUGCCCUGCCAUGGAUCCCUCCGACAAGAUUCCCACCUCAGUUCACAGGCUGAAGCCCGCAGACAUCAAGGUGAUCGCAGCCCUGGGCGACUCCCUCACGGCAGGCAAUGGGGCCGGAGCCAAGCCUGCGGACGUCUUGGACGUCUUGACUCAGUAUCGAGGCCUGUCCUGGAGCGUGGGCGGCGAUGGGAACGUCAGCACCAUCACCACCCUGGCCAACAUCCUCCGGGAAUUCAACCCUUCCCUGAGGGGCUUUUCUGUUGGCACUGGGAAACAAGACAGCCCUGGGGCCUUCCUAAACCAGGCUGUGGCCGGAGCCCGAGCCGUGGAUUUACCUGAUCAGGCCAGGAGGCUGGUGGGCCUGAUGAAGAAUGACACGAAGAUAAAUUUCCAGGAAGAUUGGAAGGUUAUAACCCUGUUUAUAGGAGGCAAUGACCUCUGUGAUUUCUGCAAUGAUCCGGCCCACUAUUCCCCCCAGAACUUCACGGACAACAUUGGGAAGGCUCUGGACAUCCUCCAUGCCGAGGUCCCUCGGGCGUUUGUGAACCUGGUGAAGGUGCUGCAGAUCGUCAACCUGAGGGAGCUGUACUAUGAGAAGAAAGUCUACUGCCCCAGGCUGAUCCUCAGGAAUUUGUGUCCCUGUGUCCUGAAGUAUGAGGAUAACUCAACAGAGCUUGCCUCCCUCGUCGAAUUGAAUAAGAAGUAUCAGGAGCGGACACACCAGCUGGUCGAGGGUGGGCGAUACGACACGAGGGAAGAUUUCACGGUGGUCGUGCAGCCGUUCUUCGAAAAAGUGGACCUGCCCAAGACCCCGGAGGGGCUGCCGGACAGCUCUUUCUUCGCUCCGGACUGUUUCCACUUCAGCAAGAAGUCUCAUGCGCACUCAGGCAGUGCUCUCUGGAACAACAUGCUGGAACCUGUUGGCCAGAAGGCAAGAUGGCAUGAUUUUGAAAGCAAGAUCAAUAUCACAUGUCCGAACAAGGACUCGCCGUUUCUGAGCACCUACAAGAACAGCGUGCAGGGUCAUGGGAGCCAGCUGCUGUGCGGGGACACAACCCCUUCGGCCUCACCGCCCACCUCAGUGCACGCCCUGAGACCUGCAGAUAUCCGAGUUGUGGCCGCUCUGGGGGAUUCUCUGACUGCUGGCAAUGGAAUUGGCUCCAAACCAGACGACCUUCCUGAUGUCACCACCCAGUAUCGGGGGCUGUCAUAUAGUUCAGGAGGAGACGGCUCCCUGGAGACCGUGACCACCUUGCCGAAUAUCCUUCGGAAGUUCAACAGAUAUCUCACAGGCUACGCACUGGGCACAGGCGAUGCCAAUGACACCAACGCGUUCCUCAAUCAGGCUGUUCCGGGCGCAAAGGCUGAGGAACUUACAAGCCAAGUCCAGACUCUGGUGCAGCGGAUGAAAGAUGAUCACAGAGUAAAUUUCCAUGAGGACUGGAAGGUCAUCACGGUGCUGAUUGGAGGCAGUGACUUAUGUGACUACUGCACAGAUUCGACUCUCUAUUCUGCAGCCAACUUUUUUGACCGUCUCCGCAAUGCCUUGGACACCCUGCAUAGAGAGGUGCCCAGGGCCCUGGUCAACCUUGUGGACUUCAUGAGCCCCAGUGUCAUGCGGCAGGUGUUCCUGGGAAACCCAGACAAGUGCCCAGUGCAGCAGGCCAGCGUUUUGUGUAACUGCGUGCUGACCCCUCGGGAGAACUCCCCGGAGCUGGCCAAGUUGGAAGCCAUCACCAGAGCCUACCAGAGCAGCAUGCUUGAGCUGGUGGAGUCAGGCCGCUACGACACGCGGGAGGACUUCUCUGUGGUGCUGCAGCCCUUCUUCCACAACACCAGGCUCCCCGUCCUGGAGGAUGGGCGCUUGGAUAUGUCUUUCUUCGCCCCCGACUGCAUCCACCCAAGUCAGAAAUUCCACUCCCAGCUCUCCAGAGCCCUUUGGGCCAAUAUGCUCGAACCACUAGGAAGGAAAACGGAUACCCUGGACCUGACAGCAGAUAUGCCCCUCUCCUGCCCCACACAGAAUGAGCCUUUCCUGAGAACCCUGCGGAACAGUAACUACACAUACCCCACCAAGCCAGCCAUCGAGAACUGGGGUAGUGACUUCCUGUGUAUGGAGUGGACGCCGUCCAACAGUGUUCCCACCUCGGUCCAUGAGCUCCGACCAGGAGACAUCAAAGUGGUGGCCGCCCUGGGUGACUCGCUAACUACAGCAGUGGGAGCCCGCCCUGGCAACUCUAGUGACCAGCUCGUGUCCUGGCGGGGACUGUCCUGGAGCGCUGGAGGGGAUGGGGUCUUGGAGACGCACACCACGCUGCCCAACAUUCUCAAGAAGUUCAAUCCUCAAAUCCUCGGAUUCUCCACCGGCACCCAGGAGGAGACGGCAGGACUGAAUGUGGCUGUGGAAGGCGCCAGCGCUCGGGAUAUGCCAGCCCAGGCCCGGGACCUGGUGGCUCGAAUGAAAAACAGCCCUGAAAUCAAUCUGGAGAAAGACUGGAAGCUGAUCACUCUCUUCAUUGGGAGCAACGACUUGUGUCAUUACUGCGAGAAUCCGGAGGCCCACUCAGCCAGGGAAUACGUUCGGCACAUCCAACAGGCCCUGGACAUCCUCUAUGAGGAGCUUCCAAGGGCUUUUGUCAAUGUGGUGGAGGUCAUGGAGCUGAGCAGCCUACACCAGGGCCAAGGCGGGAAAUGUGACAUGCCACUGGCAGCUCAGAGCAACUGCACUUGCUUCAGACGCUUCCAGGAGAACUCCCCAGAGAUGCAAGAACUGAAGAAGGUGAACUGGAACUUUAAGAAAAGUGGUGUCUCCAGGUUCUCCUACUGGCACCAGUACCUGCAGCGUGAGGACUUCACGGUGGUCGUGCAGCCUUUCUUCCAAAACACCCUUGUCCCCCUGAACGAGCGAGGAGGAGCUGACCUCACCUUCUUCUCCGAAGACUGUUUCCACUUCUCAGAACGCGGGCAUGCCGAGAUGGCCAUUGCGCUCUGGAACAACAUGCUGGAACCAGUGGGCCGUAAGACGACCUCCAACAACUUCACCUACAGCCGAACCAAACUCAAGUGUCCCUCUCCUGAGAGCCCUUACCUCCACACCCUGAGGAAUAGUCAGCUACUCAAAAACCAGGCUGAAGAAGGCCCCAACGUGCUCCCCUGGGCCGUGCCAGUGGCGGCAGGAGGUGGCCUUGCAGUUGGCGUCGGCGUGGUGAUGGCAUGGAGAGCCAUGAGAAGCCGCCAGGAGGAAAAUCCUCCAAUAAGCCUGGACACUGUGAGAUUGUAGGCCCACCGGCUGCGUGGAUGCUCAUUCUAGAAGCCCCAGCCACACACUCCUCCCCAGCCCUCUACCUCAGCCGCCACAGAGCGCACUUGCUUCCACACCUGGUGACGUAAGAAGCCAAGAGGACCUUCCUGACUUACUGAGCCCUAGGGCCUAUGCUCCUGGAAUGGGCAAAUUUAAAUGAAGGCCAAAGCCAUUCUGUUCUUGGGUUAACCUGCUUGAAGCUCUUGCCUUCCAUCUGUCAUGUGAUGCAGGUGUGGGAGCUAGAGCCUUUCCUGUCAUCUCAGCCAGAGCUUCCCAAGUGAUGGCCAACCCCAACCAGACCGACCCCUAUCGGGCUCCAGCCAGCACUGGGGGAGCAGCUCCUCAGUCCCCAAACCCACUACUUAGAGUGUGGGAAGGACAUUGGUCACCGGAUGCUGGCUAGAGUUCAGGAGCUGCCUGGCCACCAUCCAUUACAGUCCAACACAUACGUGCCGCGCACCUGUUUUGUACCCAGGAAAACAUAGAGCCCUGUGCUACCUCCAAGGCUGUGAGGUUCCUGGCCAAGGAGACAAACUCCUUCAAGAGACAAGAAGCUCUGAGACAGUGCAAUUCAGCGCUGCAGCGUUGACGGGUAAACGCAUCCGAUUGCUCUCAAGACUAGGAGAGUUCCUUGGGGAAAGUUUCCUGAAAAAGGGCAAUUUUGAAAUGCCAUUUUAAAAAAUUAAAGGAUUAGGACAUGAAUACCUUACAUAUCCUCAACCUGGUUUUCUCAAGGGACUAAAUUUCGGAAUGAUGUCCUCUUUCUACAUUCCCAGGUUGCUGAGGGAGAGCUGAAGAGUCUGACAACACAGGCCCCUACCAGGGCAAGCCCUGAGCUGGAUGUCUUUCCAAGAUUAUUCCUUUGAUUUUGCACAAAAAGCCAGGGAGAGGAUGAUGAAAAGUUUUGAAACUAGGAAUGAUGGUUGCGCAGCAUGGUGAAUGCACUAAAUGCUACUGACUUAUUCCCUUUAAAAUGGUUAAUUGUAAAUCCUGUGAAUUUCACCUCAAUAAAAAG